GGCGGGUCCGGCCUGGCGGAGGCCCUGGGCCUGGGCUGUGGGCGAGCAGGUGUGAGAGCCCCAGAGGUGCGGGACCCCGUCCCGAGGCGGCGGUGGCGGCUCCUGGACGCUCCUCCCUAGUUUCUUUCCUUUCCCCCGUCUUCUCAGUGUGAUUUUCUUGACUCUGUUUUUUCCAAAGAUUGACUUUGCCUCACCAUCAACAAACUCUUCAUCUAAGAUUGGUUCCUGGGUGUCAUAUGUUUACAAGUCAGUGGGAAUUAAGCGCAUCUCAUAUAUGCUGAAAAGCCAAAUAAGGAAAUGUAUUCCUUCUCUUAACAGUUCUAAUUUAACUUGGCUAAUGCCAGUUUUUAGGUUGACUUGGGCAGAAAAGUGAAAAGAGAAUGCUCCACUUUAACCGAUGUCCGCAUCUGAAACAAAUAGCCCAGAAAUGUUUUUCUAGUAUACAUGUUAGAACGGAUAAACAUGUGCAGCUGUUUCUUUCAAGAACCUUUGCACUUGCAGAAUUCAGGAAGUCAUGGCACUCAACCCACUCUGUUGUUGGAGACAAAAAUAUUAUCCUGAUGGGACCGCCUGGUGCUGGGAAAACAACUGUAGGCAGAAUAAUAGGUCAGAAACUAGGUUGUUGUGUCAUCGAUGUGGAUGAUGAUAUCCUUGAAAAAACCUGGAAUAUGAGCGUGUCUGAAAAAUUACAGGAUGUUGGUAAUGAGCAAUUUUUAGAAGAGGAAGGAAAAGCCGUGUUAAACUUCUCUGCAUCUGGAAGUGUGAUUUCCCUUACGGGGUCCAAUCCAAUGCAUGAUGCUAGCAUGUGGCAUCUGAAGAAAAAUGGAAUAAUUGUAUACCUGGAUGUACCUCUAAUAGAUAUAGUCAGCCGUCUAAAAUUAAUGAAAAUAGAUAGGAUCGUAGGUCAGAAUGCUGAAAUAUCUCUGAAAGACUUACUUAAGUUUAGAAGACAGUAUUACAAGAAGUGGUACGAUACCCGUGUGUUUUGUGAAAGUGGGGCUUCCCCCGAGGAGGUAGCUGACAAAGUGCUUAAAGCAGUUAAAAGAUACCAAGAUGUGGACUCAGAAACAUUCAUUUCAACAAGACACAUUUGGCCUAAAGACUGUGAACGGAAGGUUUCGACAAAAUUCUUUAGUGAAGCAGUGAUUGAGGGGUUAGCUUCUGAUGGUGGACUCUUCGUUCCUGAGAAGGAGUUUCCAAAAUUAAACUGUAGGGAGUGGAAAAGCCUAGUAGGAGCAACCUACAUAGAAAGAGCACAAAUACUGUUGGAAAAGUGUAUACAUCCUGCUGACAUACCUGCUGCCAGAUUGGGAGAAAUGAUUGAAACUGCUUACGGGGAAAACUUUGCCUGCUCAAAAAUUGCCCCUGUCAGGCACCUUUCAGGCAACCAGUUCAUCCUGGAGUUGUUUCAUGGACCAACGGGAUCAUUUAAAGAUCUGUCUUUACAGCUUAUGCCUCAUCUUUUUGCACACUGUAUUCCACCAAGUUGCAAUUAUAUGAUACUUGUAGCUACUUCAGGAGACACAGGGAGUGCAGUCUUAAAUGGCUUUAGCCGUAUUAAUAAGAAUGAUAAACAAAGAAUAGCUGUGGCCACAUUUUUUCCUGAGAACGGAGUAAGUGAUUUUCAAAAAGCACAAAUAAUUGGCAGUCAGAAAGAAAAUGGAUGGGCAGUGGGUGUCAAGUCAGAUUUUGAUUUUUGCCAGACAGCUGUGAAAGGAAUUUUUAAAGAUUCUGAUUUUACUGGCUUCCUUAUUAUGGAAUAUGGAACAGUCUUAAGUUCAGCCAAUUCCAUAAACUGGGGCCGACUGCUUCCCCAAGUAGUUUAUCAUGCUUCUGCAUAUCUUGAUCUUGUUAGCCAAGGAUUUAUUUCUUUUGGAAGCCCAGUUGAUGUCUGUAUUCCCACUGGAAAUUUUGGUAACAUUUUAGCAGCCGUGUAUGCCAAAAUGAUGGGAAUCCCUAUUCGAAAAUUUAUUUGUGCCUCUAAUCAGAACCAUGUUUUGACUGAUUUUAUAAAAACAGGACAUUACGAUUUAAGGGAGAGAAAAUUAACACAGACCUUUUCACCAGCAAUAGAUAUUCUUAAAGCUUCAAAUUUGGAACGACAUUUACACUUGGUGGCUGAUAAGGAUGGAGAAUUAAUGACAAAAUUAUUUAGUCAAUUAGAAGAGCAACGUCACUUCCAGAUAGAGAAGAUGCUAGUUGAGAAACUUCAGCAGGAUUUCGUGGCUGACUGGUGCUCUGAGGGAGAGUGUCUGGCAGCCAUUCAUUCCACCUACAAUACUUCAGGAUAUAUUCUGGAUCCACACACUGCUGUUGCAAAAGUGGUUGCAGACAGAAUGCAAGAUAAAACCUGCCCAGUGAUUGUCUCAUCUACAGCUCAUUACUCCAAGUUUGCACCUGUUAUCAUGCAAGCUUUAAAGAUCGAAGAAAUCAACCAUAACUCAUCAAGUCAGCUUUAUUUACUGAGUUCAUAUAACGCACUGCCUCCACCGCAUGAAGCUUUAUUAGAGAGAACGAAACAGCAAGAGAAGAUGGAGUACCAGGUCUGUGCAGCUGAUGUGAAUGUCCUGAAGAGUCAUGUGGAGAAACUAAUACAAAGUCAAUUCAUAUAAAAUUUUUUUGAAUAAAAUAUUUCUUUCUGGCGAUAAGCAUAUGAUAAUAAAUCCCAGAUGUUGAUUUGGAAUACAAUAGCAUUUUCAUUUUUUUUGUAAAUAUAUCUACAUGUAGAUCUUUUCUCUUUUCGAAUUUCAAUAACGUGAUCUCUAUAACAACAUUGUACCUGCACGUGCCCAUUGGAACCUUAUAAUCUGGAAGUGACAAAAGGGUACCAUAGUGCAUGGACCUUUGUGUUGCACUGUGCUUUGCACUCAUGAGGGAUAUAUCAGUUUCCACUACCUUAUCCCCACUUUUAAGUGGAUCAAAAUGUCUGGUAUUCACCUGGAAAUUAAAUAUUUAAGCAUGGCUGUUAAGUAAUACAUGUGUAACCAUUACUAGUUUUCUAUUGACUAGAAAGGUAAUUUAUCAUUCAAAUGGCUAACUUGUAUGGAAGAAGUAGUAAGCUCACUCUUAAGAUAGGGCGAGUGUUUUUACCUCUUUUCAAACUCCCGUUUUGGACUACAACUAACUACAUAUAUCCUACACCAUCCAAAUUAGCUAAGUGCUCUGUCCUUGACUCCCCUUUGGAUGGUUAUAGUUAGGAUGAGGUACUUUGAAAAUCAUGAAACAUGAUUUAAAUCUAGGACGUAAUAGUCAACAUAUAACUAUUUAGUAGUGGAUAUAGAAGUAAAAUUACUUAUCUAUUUCAUGAGAAAAAUUUUCCAAACUUCAGAGUAUCUGAAUAGUCUUAAUAGAAGUAUAUUUAUAGUUAUAGGUAACAGUUUUUCUGUGUUAUUUGGAGUCAAUUGCUAUAUAAUUUGUCUCUCUUUUCAAUGAACAUUGUCUUUUUUGACAACUGAAGUCACACACAAUUGAUACACACAUAUCUAGAUUUUCUUUCUUUGUAGUGACAAUAAUUUUGACCAUGAUUUACAUUUAUGAAUUUACUGGAUAUUUUAUUUCUGAAUAUAAGAUUGUUGCUGUAGUGUAAUGGACUACUCCCAACCACAAGAUGGCAUUCCUAACAUAAUUUGUCUUUGUUGAUAACAUUCUGUUUCAUUUUCUAAGAGAGCUACCUCCAUGAAGAAACAUAUUAAAAGUUGUAAGGAAAAAAUUUUUAAAUAGUUUAAUGAGUGGAAACAAUGUGUUUAAAAAAUAUUAAAAAUCAAACCAAUUUUGUGUUAACAUUGGAUCUCUGGAUUGGCUUCAGCAAAGUUAAGUUCUAAAACUAAAAAUUGAAAACCAGAAGCAGUGACAAGAAAAUAAUGGAGGAUUCAAAGUUCCCUUAUUCACGUAUUCUUAUUUUUUUCUUUUGUUUUUAAGAAUAUCUGUUUAAGUGGAUGAUAUGUUUAAAAAAUAGAAGAGUGAACAGCUAAAAGUUCACCGUGCAUAUGAGUGCAUAUGAGAAUGCACUAUUUUUCUGAAAGCGGGACCAACAGUGCUAAAAAAAAAAAAAAGAUGAAUUCUGUCCUCAAGCACUAUAGCUAGGGAGACCACAUGCAAAAAUGAAGCCACGUACAACACAAAAGAGUUCCUGCAAGAUAGUUUAUGAGUAAGUAAAAAAUGAGUGAUAAACAGUUAAGUGCUGUAAGGAUUAUAACAAAAGGAAAGGACUGACCUGGAAUAGAACAGGUUUCACAGAGGACAUAGAACCUGAAGUGGGUCUUGAAGGAUGGGAAGAUUUUCUAGGUGAAAAAGAAGGGGAAAUAUAUUCGAGACAGAGGCCAGAGAAACAUGUAAGGUGAUAUGUCCAAGAGAGCACCUGUGUUUGUGGUCAGUUGUUAAUCUCACUGCCCCAAAUUGUCACUUGAUGCCUUCAUUUCUUCUCAAACCCAGCUUCAUCCUUCCCCUCUAAGCUAAUAACCUUGCCUUAUUCAAGAAAAAUGAGCCACCAUAUCUGAUGCAUCUCCAUUUCCCAUCAAUUGUAUAAAUCUGUGCACAUUAUUCUAGCUUUUCCUACUUCCGUCUGCCUGAAUGAGUCGUGCUUGUCCUUCACAUGUGCCAUAUCUCAUCAGUCAUCCCUGCUGUUUCUUCAGCCUCCGGUCUCUGAUGGAACCUUUGUGUCAUUCAGGUGCUCUCUCUUCAUAUCUUAAAAGCAUAAGAGCAAAACAAAAUUUCUGUAAACAUUCACAUUUCUUCCCAUCUAUUAUUUCUUUAUACUCAAGAUCAGUGGUCUUCAAAAAGAGUUGUCUAUACAGUCACAUUUUCUUCUCAUUUUCUCCAGUGUGUAAAGUCUAUGUAAAGUUUGAUGAGUAAUCAAAUACCCAUAUACUACCAUCUCGCUCUUAAGAGUAUGCUGUCUCCUCUUUGAUGACAUGCACUUCUCUCCCCCACAGGUAACCAUUAUCCUAAAUUUUCAUCAUUCUCUUGUUUUUAUACUUUUUCACUGCUUAGUUUUGCCUUUUUGUUUUGAAUUUUAGGUAAAUGGAGUCACAUUGUAUGUAUUUUUCCAUGCCUUUGCAUUUUGCUUGAAAACCUUAAAAUAAAAAAAAAAUUAAAAAAAGAAAACCUUAAAAUCCAUCCAUGCAAAUGAGUGGAGUCACAGUUCAUUGAUUUUUAUUACUAUAUAAUAUUCCAUUGUAUGAAUACCACAGUCUAUCCAUUUACCAGUUAAUAUAUAUAUAGACUAAUUUUUAUCUGUUCUUGUAUGCUGUAGGUAUAUUGUUUUGUAAAACUUGUGUUGGAGACUAGUGAAUAUGGGCUUUCAAAUGUUUGUGCUUAUUUCCAAGAAUAUGUAAAAAUAGAUUUCAUGUCUUGGUAUUAUUAAAAACUAGUGCUUUGUUUAUGAAAUGAAGAAUUAUUAAAUUUCAGACUACAAUUUCUAGCUUUAACUAUCUUUGAGAAAUUGUUUUAUAAUGUCAUAGUGAAUUUAAGAUUUGGGGGGAAAAUAAGAUUUUAAAAUUACAUAUUAAUGGAAAUCAAAAUAUGUUUCUGUCAAAUUAGAUGGUGGAAGGCAAUAAAUUGUUUUUUAUGAGGUUUUUGUUGGAUUGUAAUACUUCACUUUGAAAAACAAUAACUUAUGGCAAAUACUGUUUGAAUCCAUCAAAUAAUUUAUAAACCUUACAUAAUUCAAACUACUUAAUGUUAGUUUUCUUAAAAAGGCUAUUUUCAUGUGAAUCUCAAACCCAUAAAAUCAUAAAUAGUACAGUUUUUGUACCAAUCCAGGAACAUGAAAAAUCUCCAUUUGAAAUAGUUAUCAGUAUGGGCACCGUGUAUCUACUCCAACCAAUAAAUCAUUAGUUUUUCUCUCUUCCAACUUUAAAAACAAAUAGGCUCUUUCCAAAUUAAAGUUACCAUAAGCUCUUCUGAUUCAAAAAAGUAGAGCCAAAAAAAUUGCCGGUGUUAAGUGAAAGGGAUUGUCAGAAAAAAAAAUCAGCAUAAUGUCUAGCAAUAUUCUGAUCAAUUGGCAAUAUUUUCAUGAGAGCUCUACAUCAAAAAGUUGAGUUUGCUUUCUACAGUAGGGUGCAUUAAUCAAUUUAGCUUUUUUUCCUAAACUCUGAGUUCUUAUGACUUUCUUCAUCUAAGUGGUAAUAAUUGUCUUGAGUCACUGCACUGAAGUUACAUGUGCAGAUAUGACACUAAUUCAGGUUAUCAUUAGACACUUAUUGAGAGCUUAGUGGUUUAUGAAAUGCAGAGUUGCUAAUGGCAAGUUAAACUUCAUUUAUAAAUAUUAGAGGAGUUAUGACUUAAAUUACUUAAAUUCACAAUGAAUUUUUUAAAAUAAAUUCUCAUAUUUGGUAAAUGAGUCCUAAAAUUGUUCAAUUUAAUAUCAUCUCCCAGUAAGUUUGAGGUGUUUUUAACAAAUGCUUUAUUAUUGUUUUUCAAAAUGGAAACUUUGAGAUCAAUAUUCCAGAGUUUAUGAGAAAUGACAAAAAAAAAAAAAAGAGAGAGAGAGAGAGAGAAAAGCCUCCAGGAACCAUUUUGAACAGAUAGAAGUUAAUUUUUUUUGAUAAAAAGGUAUGUUCCUGGCACUCUUUAUGGCACAAAUAUUAACACGUUAAUAUUUAAAUACUCAAUAAUUUUAUUUCAGAUUAAACUAGGCUUGUUUGUAUAAUGCAACAUUAAAAUGUAAUUUAAUUAUAUGCUCAACAAUAGGUUUUCUUUGAAGCCAUGUAAAAAAUAUUGUUUUGGGUAUACUUGGCAACAUAUGCCCCAGACUGGCAAUCUGUGUGAUAGUAAGUACGUCAUUUUCCUUAAAAUUAGAGGCCUUCUAUACUUUGUUUUGUUUACAGCAUUCAUUAUCUCAUGUUCUUAUUGAAUAAAAAGUAUUUUGGAAAAAUUUCUUGUAUAAGAUAUAAAGUUUUUAUUUUAGUUCUUUGAGGAAAGAACUUGAAUACUCUCACCUGUUACCUAAGAUAUCUAUCUGCUCUUUGGUCAAAUUAAAUGGAGACUCAUCUGGUAGGACCUAAAAUUAACAUAAGGCUUGGUUUUGAUUUGGGUUCUGAAAAGAAUUAUUUGUCGACUACAUCUGUGUUUCCUUCAGCUACCUCAAAAUUGGAUUGACAUUCCUUUUACCUAAUUUGCGUUACUGUCAGUCUAUGGUAACAUAUUGGCUACAAACUUGAUAAGCUGCAUAAUAUUUAAAACUGGGGUUCAUAGAAUUAGGAAUUGAGGAAAGAGUGCUACGUAAGCUGGCCUUGGAUUCACAAGUGGAGAUAUGUGGUGUGGUGAGAUUAGCUGGCAAGAGGAAGUUUCUGAUCUCCAUAGGUUAUGAGGAUGUCAGUAGUGAUCUAUGAUGUACUCUUUAGGAGAAUGGAAUUCAUCUUUGAAUUUCUACUGUAGUAAACACAAUAUAUGAUAGUAAAUG
Messenger RNA from Nyctereutes procyonoides (raccoon dog), 7402 nucleotides. RefSeq names its product threonine synthase like 1 (gene THNSL1). Gene Ontology annotation, cellular component: cytoplasm. The transcript is spliced from 3 exons. The coding region runs from base 381 to 2612 and encodes 743 amino acids. NCBI's taxonomy places the organism in Eukaryota, Metazoa, Chordata, Mammalia, Carnivora, Canidae. The record is from RefSeq and is a predicted model, not a curated record.